This is a messenger RNA of Scedosporium apiospermum, 3708 nucleotides long. RefSeq names its product Condensin complex subunit 1. Gene Ontology annotation, molecular function: histone binding. Gene Ontology annotation, biological process: meiotic chromosome condensation; mitotic cell cycle; mitotic chromosome condensation. Gene Ontology annotation, cellular component: nucleus; condensed chromosome, centromeric region. NCBI's taxonomy places the organism in Eukaryota, Fungi, Ascomycota, Sordariomycetes, Microascales, Microascaceae. The coding region runs from base 1 to 3708 and encodes 1235 amino acids. The record is from RefSeq and is a predicted model, not a curated record. The transcript has 4 exons.
AUGGACGGCAUCAGCUUCGACAUCAAUGAGGCGCUCAAAUACUACAUGAGUGACCCCUUCUCGGUGCCCACGCCCGAAGCCGACUCUGCUCUUCUCGACUGCGAAAACGAUCCCGAAUCCCUUACGAAUGCCCUCAUCAACCCCGUGUUAAACCACAUCGUCGAUGCUGUGGCAGAGUGCCCCGAGGCCAUUGCGCGCCCGGCCUACCUGGACUCUCUCCAGUUCCUUUUAAAGUUUGCUUCCACCUUUUCUAUUUCGUCUAAUUAUCAAACGUUAGGGUCGCUCGCUGUGAGGCAGCAUUCUAAGCUCUCCGGUUCUUCCAGAUACCCAUCCUUCCUCUCCACCCAUGCUCUCAGCAAGGUCUUCGAUCUUGUCAUGUCUGGGCUCUCCGCCGAGGCCGACGCCAUCCACCAAGAACACGAGUCGCCCGACGAGCAAGAGUCCGGCGCACACCACAAACAGCUCCUAGAGAUUUACGGCUUCCUCUUACAAUGGACCAUCGCCGCUGUCGAGACUAAGGCCGCCGAAAAGUCAUCCACCACCGCUCCCGUCGCGAGGGGUAGGGGCAAGCCUAAGGGCAAGGGUGCUGCAAAGGACAAGGAGUCGAGCUGGGAUUCCGCCUCCCAGUUGCAGGCCGCUAUGGAAAUUAUGUGCAAGGUCCUGAAGCUGAAGCUCUCCAAGAUCUUCUUGACAACUUCGGAGCGAGAUACAUUUAUCCAGCAGCUGCUAACCCGGCCAGUCUACAUGAUUCUCGAGAGCGAACAGAGGGUCAAGGACACGCCCAUCAGGAUGCAUGCCUUCAAGGUGCUUUGCAUGGCUAUCAAGCACCAUGGCCACGGAUAUGCUGCGCAAAUUUCGAUCGUUCAGAACUUGACGUAUUUCGAGCAUCUAUCCGAGCCCAUGGCCGAAUUCCUCCACAUUCUCGCCGAAACUUACGACUACAGCCAACUUGCAGAGGAGGUUCUUCGAGAACUCAGUAACAAGGAGUUCAACUCCAAUGAUACGAGAGGCCCAAAGUCUGUUUCAAGCUUCAUUGUCAAGCUUUCCGAACUAUCACCGAGGAUUGUCAUAAAGCAGGUCACCAUGCUCGCCAAGCAGCUUGACAGCGAGUCGUAUACUCUGCGAUGCGCGCUGAUCGAGGUUUGCGGCAACAUGAUUGCCCACCUGAGUCGUCAAGAUGAGCGCGGUGAGAAUCACAAGACUCAGCUCAACGCAUUCUUCGAUGUUUUGGAAGAACGCUUUCUCGACAUCAACCCCUACUGCCGGUGCAGGACUAUCCAGGUCUACGUCAAGCUCUGCGAGCUGGAGCAAAAGUUCCCCAAGCGUAGGCUCAAGGCUGCUGAGCUAGCCACCCGAAGUCUCGAGGACAAGAGCAGCCACGUGCGCAGGAACGCCAUCAAGCUCAUCGGAACCCUCAUCAAGACACAUCCCUUCACCCACAUGCACGGCGCUCAGCUCGCUCGCAAGGAGUGGCAGGCACGUCUAGACCAGGUCGACGCCGAGAUUAAUGCUCUCAAACCCCCCGCCGAUGCUCCCGCGAUGGGUGACGAGGCCAACACGACGACGGACCAGGGUCUCAUUGACGAGGCCACCCAGAUCGAAUCGCCACAGAAACAGAAACCCAUGUCGGAUGAGGAGAAAAUUGCCGCCAUUAAGAAGGCGCAAGAAGAAGCUGCGACUUCCGAGGCCAUCAGCAAGCUGACACUGCAGAAGCGCUACUACACCGAUGCGCUCAAGUUUAUCGAUGUCGUGCACGAAGCGACCACUACUGUCUGCCAGCUACUUGGGUCUAGGAACAAGAGCGAGGUCAUCGAGGCGAUCGACUAUUUUGAGAUUGGAGACGCCUACAAUAUUGAGCAGAACAAGGUUGGCAUUCGCCGCAUGCUCAGGCUCAUCUGGACCAAGGGCAACAGCGAUGAGGGCAAGGGUGUCCAGACCCACCUCAUCGACUGCUACAAGAGACUCUUCUUCGAGGCCCCUGAUAAUUUCAGCCCCAAUGAUGCAGCCAUCUAUAUCGCCCGCAACAUGAUCAGUCUUACUUUCGGCGCCACUCCCGCCGAGCUGACCUCGCUUGAGCAGCUCCUGAGUACUAUGAUGAAGGGAGGCAUGAUUCCCGAUAUUGUGGUUGCUAAGCUCUGGCAGGUCUACGGUGUUCAGAAGCGUGAGAUGUCGAAGAAGCAGCGCCGCGGCGCCAUUAUUGUCCUCGGUAUGCUUGCCACGGCGAGCCCUGAGAUUGUCGUCGGCGAGAUGGAGACCAUGCUUCGCACUGGUCUUGGUGCCCAUGGCAGGGCCGACCUGCAGCUUGCCAAGUAUACCUGCAUUGCCUUGAGCCGCAUCAACCCUUCUGGCCGAGCGAGCAAGGAGUCUGCCGUCAAGUUCUCGCGGCUGCCCAACGACCACGCGGUCCUUCUGCGACUUGCCGCCAUUACCGAGGUGCCCACCGAGAGCAAGGAGUGGUAUGGUGUUGCCGAGCAGGCCAUCAACGCCAUCUACGCUAUUGCCAAGCACCCUGACAGCCUGUGCUCCGCAAUCAUCCGCCGAAAGACGAGGCAGGUAUUCGGCAGUGGCGGCGCUGCUGCGGCUGGAUCCCGCCCAACUUCCCGCGACGAGACGCAGGCCGUCACGCAAGCUGUUACUACCACUGUCGACGCAGACGGCACCCAGACAGUCGUGCUCGCCCCCCAGCCUAGGACCCGCGAUGCUGCAGUCGGCCUAUCCCAACUUUUCUUCAUCGUCGGCCAUGUUGCCAUCAAGCAGAUUGUCCACCUCGAGCUCUGCGAGCAAGACUUUAAGCGGCGCAAGCAAGAAAAAGAGCGCGAAGCGGGAUCCAAGGCGGGUGACAAGGGUGCCGGCAAGGACAAGGAUGACGAAGGCGACGAGCUCGACCUCAUCGGCGGCACGACAGAAGACGACUUCACCGAAGCCAUGACGCACAUCCGCGAGCGAGAACUCCUUUACGGACCCAACUCGCUCCUCGCCGUCUUUGGCCCGCUCGUGUCUGAAAUCUGCGCCAAUAACACGACGUACUCUGACAAGGGACUCCAGGCGGCCGCGACGCUCUGCCUCGCGAAGCUCAUGUGCGUCAGCUCGGAGUACUGCGAGACGAACCUCCCGCUCCUCAUCACCAUCAUGGAGCGCUCGACGGACGCCACCGUGCGUUCCAACGCCGUCAUCGCCCUCGGCGACAUGGCCGUGUGCUUCAACCACCUCAUCGACGAGAACACGGACUUCCUGUACCGCCGCCUCGCGGACUCGGAGAUCUCCGUCAAGCGCACGUGUCUCAUGACACUGACAUUCCUCAUCCUCGCGGGUCAGGUCAAGGUCAAGGGACAGCUGGGCGAGAUGGCGAAGUGUCUGGAGGACGAGGAUAGGCGCAUCGCGGAUCUCGCGAGGAUGUUCUUCACGGAGCUGAGCACGAAGGACAAUGCUGUUUAUAACCACUUUGUGGACAUGUUUAGCUUGCUUAGCGCUGAGAAGGCGUUGGAGGAGGAGAGCUUUAGGAGGAUUGUUAGGUUUUUGCUUGGUUUUGUUGAAAAGGACAAGCAUGCCAAGCAGCUCGCCGAGAAGCUCGCGGCGAGGCUCAACAGGUGCGAGACGGAAAGGCAGUGGAACGACGUCGCCUUUGCGCUCGGUCUUCUUCAGCACAAGAACGAGGAGAUUACCAAGCUCGUGUCCGAGGGUUUCAAGGUUGUCCAAGUCGCGGCGUAG